This is a messenger RNA of Cydia fagiglandana, 1287 nucleotides long. RefSeq lists its product as uncharacterized. Lineage: Eukaryota; Metazoa; Arthropoda; Insecta; Lepidoptera; Tortricidae. Bases 129 to 872 code for a protein of 247 amino acids. The transcript has 4 exons. The record is from RefSeq and is a predicted model, not a curated record.
CACAAUAUCAAGCUCAAUCAAGCUCAACUUGCGUCCAGUUCUUUCUUUAUUUUGCGUCGUAUUUUAGUUUUGCAUUUUUCUAAGUUUGAAUAGUUUAAGGUAUUGAAUAAUCUUAUUACUAAAUUAAAAUGGCAUCGAAUGGCAGCGAAUUUGAAUCGCUAGAUGAGGAAAUAAGAGAACUUUUACAAAAUUAUAAAUUUAAAAAAGCGACCGUUUACGAGCCAUGUACGAACACAAACAUCAAGGAAUGCUUAAUUGGCCUAACUGAGGAGUUAGAACUCUUAAAUAUUCAUUAUGUAUUUAACCCAUACUUCGACUUCACUGCGACACUGCAUCCAGAGGCGCUUGUGAAACUUGUUAAUGUUGUUUGGACACUAUUGCAUUACCAUAAAACUACCGCGGAGAAGGCUGACAGAUUAGUGGAAGAAAACCAUGUACUUGAACACCUCAAUAAGCAGUUGAAUAGCACCAUCGACAAACUAAAACAAAGAGUAAACACUGAAAAACAUGAGGCCAAAACAUGUACAGCAGCUGCUCGCAGGAUCUCCGAUCAUUCAGAUGAAAUAAUUCACAGUUUGGCUGAAACAAAAGUAAAAUUGGCACAAGUGAAUAAGCAAAAGGAUACUAUGGAGAAAAGUUUGCGACAUGAAAUCACCAGACUUAAAAUUGAAAACGAAAAGUUAUUAGACAGGCUGAGAAAUAAAAGUGGCUUCACACCUUGCAGUGACGUGUGUGAUUCUACAGUAAUGCAGUUGAAAGAACGAGACAGGAGACAGCAAGCAUUGAUUAGCAAACUGCAGAGCAACAUUCAGGAGCUCAUCAAAGAGGUUGUGGCAAUGAAGGAGAAAAUUAUUAUUCAUGGAAUUGAAUAAUAUUGUUAAAUACUACAUAAUCAAGUUUCAUACUAAUCAUUCAAUCUUACCUGUGGUCAGUAUUUUAGUUAUAAGGUUUUAAUUUAUAGGUAUUUAAAGUGAUUUAAGUUGUUAUACCGCUAACCCCGUGUUAGUGACUGGAGCGAGUGGCCCUAAUAAUUUCUUACUAUAAACGAUUGCUGAGUUAAUAUCACAAUAUCACUAUAAGAAACAAAAGUAUUAAAUAAAGUAGAGUACCUAUUAUAAUCGUGAUCCUACAUCUGGUAAGUACUUAAACGUAAUUGUUUAGUAAAGUAUUUGUUAAGCUUAAACUGUAGGUAAGUGUAAUCCUUUUUUUUAUUAAUGGUUGCAUGAAAAUUGUUAUUUGUUGUAGCUUUAUAUCUUGAUCAUAAUUAAUAAAAAUAAAACUUAUAAA